Paecilomyces variotii is the source of this 1866-nucleotide messenger RNA. Its product is annotated as putative ribosome biogenesis ABC transporter Arb1. The record is from RefSeq and is a predicted model, not a curated record. The transcript has 3 exons. Gene Ontology annotation, molecular function: ATP binding; ATP hydrolysis activity. Bases 1 to 1866 code for a protein of 621 amino acids. NCBI's taxonomy places the organism in Eukaryota, Fungi, Ascomycota, Eurotiomycetes, Eurotiales, Thermoascaceae.
AUGGUUUCUGCGUCCAAGGCUGCCCGUCAGGCCAAGCGUGCCGCCGAAGGUGGCGAGAAGAAGACUUCGAAGCUGGCCGCGAAGAAGGCUGCCCAGAACCCCGAACUCAAUGAGGCCGACGGCAACCCUCUUCCAGGUGAUGAGGCUGCCACGUCGUCCGACAAGAUGAAGGCCGUCGACAAGUUGGCAUCGCAGGUGGACAAGUUUGGUCUGUCCGAUCGUGUCACCACCGGUGUCCUGUCCUCCAUGCCGUCGUCCCGCGAUAUCAAGAUCACCUCUUCCUCCUUGGUGUUCCACGGAAAAGUGCUCUUCAACGACUCUACACUCGAGCUGAACUAUGGCCGUCGCUACGGUCUGCUGGGUGAGAACGGUUGCGGAAAGUCCACCCUGCUGAAGGCCAUUGACAAGCGCGAAUUCCCCAUCCCCGAGCACAUCGACAUCUACCUUCUCAACGAGGGUGCGCCACCCAGUGACCUCGGUGCAUUGGAUUGGGUUGUGAAGGAGGCUGAGAACGAGAUGGAGCGUCUGGACAAGUUGGCUGAAGAGAUUCUGGAACGGGAUGGUCCCGAGUCCCCCGUUCUGGAGGACCUGUACGAGCGUAUGGAAACCAUGGACCCCUCGACCUUCCACACCCGUGCAUCCCUUAUCUUGACUGGUCUCGGUUUCAACAAGACCACCAUCACCAAGAAGACCAAGGACAUGUCUGGUGGUUGGCGAAUGCGUGUUGCCCUCGGUAAGGCUUUGUUCGUCAAGCCCUCUCUGCUGCUGCUCGACGACCCCACCGCCCAUUUGGACCUGGAGGCAUGCGUGUGGCUUGAGGAGUACCUGAAGAAGUGGGAUCGCACCCUGGUCCUGGUGUCUCACUCCAUGGACUUCCUCAACGGUGUCUGUACCAACAUGAUCGAUAUGCGUCAGCAGAAGCUGCUGUACUACGGUGGUAACUACGACUCUUACCACAAGACCCGCUCCGAGCAGGAGACGAACCAGAUGAAGGCCUACGCCAAGCAGCAGGAGGAAAUUGCCCACAUCAAGAAGUUCAUCGCCUCCGCCGGUACUUACGCCAACUUGGUCCGACAGGCCAAGUCCCGUCAAAAGAUCCUGGACAAGAUGGAGGCCGACGGUUUCAUCCAGCCCGUCAUCCCAGACAGAGUCUUCACCUUCCGUUUCGCCGAUGUCGAGAAGCUGCCGCCCCCCGUCCUCUCGUUCGACGACGUUACCUUCUCUUAUUCCGGUAAGAUGGAGGACACCUUGUACGAGCACCUCGACUUCGGUGUCGACAUGGACUCCCGAACUGCUCUUGUCGGUCCCAACGGUGUUGGCAAGUCCACCCUGCUGCGUCUGAUGACCGGAAAGCUGAGCCCUAUCAGUGGUCGUGUCCAACGUCACACCCACUUGAAGCUGGGUAUGUACAGUCAGCACUCCGCCGAGCAGCUAGACUUGACCAAGUCCGCUCUCGAGUUCGUCCGUGACAAGUUCCCCGAGAAGAGUCAGGACUUCCAGUACUGGCGUCAGCAGCUUGGUCGGUACGGUCUGACCGGUGAAGCUCAGACUGCACUGAUGGGCACUCUGUCCGAGGGUCAGAAGAGUCGUAUUGUCUUCGCCCUGCUGGCCAUCGAGUCUCCAAACAUGCUGCUUCUGGACGAGCCUACCAACGGUCUCGAUAUUCCUACCAUUGACAGUCUGGCGGAUGCUAUCAACGCGUUCAACGGAGGUGUCGUCGUUGUCUCUCACGACUUCAGACUUCUCGACAAGAUUGCUAAGGACAUCAUGGUCUGUGAGAACAAGACUAUUCGCCGCUGGGAUGGCAGUAUCGGAGAGUACAAGAACUACCUCCGCAAGAAGAUGAUCAACCAGGGCCAGGUCUAA